Messenger RNA from Lingula anatina, 2546 nucleotides. Its product is annotated as SH3 domain-containing YSC84-like protein 1. The record is from RefSeq and is a predicted model, not a curated record. Lineage: Eukaryota; Metazoa; Brachiopoda; Lingulata; Lingulida; Lingulidae. Gene Ontology annotation, cellular component: ruffle membrane. Gene Ontology annotation, molecular function: phosphatidylinositol binding; protein binding. Gene Ontology annotation, biological process: regulation of ruffle assembly.
AUGCGCUACACAUGUACCUUUCCAAACGAAAACAUCAAAAGUCAUCUACUACGUGUAUAAAUGUACGUGAACCUGCUCAAGAUACUACAUAUUGUAAUGACAAAAUUCGAACCUACUGAACAGAAAUAUUAUAAACCAAUCUCAGGAGACUAAGUAGGACUUAAAGCCUGACCAUGGUGAACACACCUAUUCCACAUAGUCUCAAGUCCGAAGCCAAGAAAGCAGCAAAGAUCCUGAGAGAGUUCACGAUACCAAAUGCUAAAGUUGGCCCAGACAAGCUCAUACCAUCUGGUUUAGUACUCAAUGCAGAAGGACUCGCAAUAUUGACUGUGUUUAAGGCUGGCUUCCUGGUCACAGCAAGGGGUGGAAGUGGAAUUGUCAUAGCCAAAUUACCAAAUGGAAAAUGGUCACCACCAUCAGCCAUCGCCCUAGCCGGGUUAGGAGGAGGGUUUGAAAUAGGAGCAGAGGUAACAGAUUUUGUCAUCAUCCUGAACAAACGUUCGGCUGUAGAUGCCUUUUCUAAAGGUGGCAACCUGACACUAGGAGGUAACUUCACAAUAGCAGCUGGUCCCCUGGGACGCAACUUGGAAGGAGAUGUUUCAGUCAGGAGCCCUGCUGCCAUCUAUACUUACUCCAAGACUAAAGGUCUCUUUGCUGGCAUCUCUGUGGAAGGUAGUGGACUGGUUGAGAGGAAAGAUGCAAAUAAGAAGUUUUACAAUGAAGAUAUACGUGCCUUUGAAAUCUUGCGAGGGGAUGUUCCAAGGCCCUCAGAAUGCAGUGAACUGUAUGAAGUACUGGAAAAACACAAGGAAAUGUUUGCCAAGGCAGCAAUGAGAUAUGCUAAGGACUAUGCUAAAAAGGAAGCAACAAAGGCAGCUGCAGGGAAAGGAAUGGCUAGUAAAAUUAAGGGCUUUAGUAUCAAGAAUCCUCUGUCCAAAUCUCCCUCUAAGUCGAGAAAGUCCAGCUCUGCGUCUAGAAGGUCUCAGUCUCCAAGUAAUUCCUAUGCAUCAGACAGCAGUGAUGAUGACAGUUACUCAGCUACUGACAAAUACGGAGGAAGUGGACGAGGAUAUUUUGAAGAACCAAUUAAUUUGCCCUCCAGUAGGCCAAGCUACAGUCCACCCAAGAAAGGUUACAGCCCACCGUCUCAUAAGUUUUACAAUGAAGAUAUACGUGCCUUUGAAAUCUUGCGAGGGGAUGUUCCAAGGCCCUCAGAAUGCAGUGAACUGUAUGAAGUACUGGAAAAACACAAGGAAAUGUUUGCCAAGGCAGCAAUGAGAUAUGCUAAGGACUAUGCUAAAAAGGAAGCAACAAAGGCAGCUGCAGGGAAAGGAAUGGCUAGUAAAAUUAAGGGCUUUAGUAUCAAGAAUCCUCUGUCCAAAUCUCCCUCUAAGUCGAGAAAGUCCAGCUCUGCGUCUAGAAGGUCUCAGUCUCCAAGUAAUUCCUAUGCAUCAGACAGCAGUGAUGAUGACAGUUACUCAGCUACUGACAAAUACGGAGGAAGUGGACGAGGAUAUUUUGAAGAACCAAUUAAUUUGCCCUCCAGUAGGCCAAGCUACAGUCCACCCAAGAAAGGUUACAGCCCACCGUCUCAUAAGAAGGCGUCGUCUAAACCCUCCUGGAGGUCACAAUCAGUGAAGGUCACAAAAACGACUACCUCUAAGACUGUGGUCACUAAACAUAAAGGUACUCAUGAUGCUCCAGAUUGGGAUGCCCCACUGAAGGCUAAGGCAUUAUGGGCCUUUUCUGCCAUCAAACCAUGUGAUCUGACUUUUGCAAAAGGAGAAGAGAUAGUGGUCCUGACCAGGACAGACACCCAGGAGGACUGGUGGGAGGGCUCCAUUCAUGGCAAAACUGGGAUUUUUCCUGCAAAUUAUGUCCAAGUUCUUUGAAAGAGAAAAAAAACUGACAAAUGAGGGAGCCUAUGGUUUUGAGUGGAAUACACAAUAUUUCAAGUUAUCCGAGAGAAGGUGUUUGAAAAAGGUGGUUGAAUUACUUGUUGUGUGCCCUUUUAAGUUGGAAAUAUUUUAAAGUGACUUGUACGUGUUGUGUUAGGUAAGAUGGUGAUUUGUAUUGCAGGAUAUUAAAAUCACAAACUGUUAAAAGAGCACCGUCUCAAGGGAAGUGUACACUCCUUUCAGAGAGUGUAUAUAUUUAUCGUGAAUGGGUAGCUGUAACAAGCCAAUUUAUUUAGUAAUGAUCGUAGAGUGAUACAGAUGAUCUUAUUAAUCUGUAGUUAUUUGAUUAUUGGUGCAUAAUGGUGUAAUAUAUUGUUUGAACUAGGUGCUUAGAAAAUUGAGCAUACAUGUUUAUUUCUGUCCAGUGCUGAGCAUUCUUUAUCUAAUGGUUGUAGAAUAAUUCAGGUAGGGUUCCAGCUGGCCUGGUAACUUUUUCAGAUGAUGUAUUAGUACUUUGUACUAAUCUUGAAUUUCAUUGUCAUGGUCUUUGUCUGGACGGGAUCCAGGAACUAGAACUUUUUUCAUAAUUUUUGUAUUGAUUAACACAAUUGUAGAAAUAAAGAAUUGUGUCUGAAGAAUAGAAUAAAC